Messenger RNA from Purpureocillium takamizusanense, 1627 nucleotides. It is a transcript of the gene SWD3, whose product is annotated as WD domain protein. The transcript has 2 exons. NCBI's taxonomy places the organism in Eukaryota, Fungi, Ascomycota, Sordariomycetes, Hypocreales, Ophiocordycipitaceae. The record is from RefSeq and is a predicted model, not a curated record. Gene Ontology annotation, molecular function: protein binding. The coding region runs from base 1 to 1569 and encodes 522 amino acids.
AUGGCGCGUCACCACCAGGCCCAUAAUUCUCCCCGGCAGCCUCGCGCCAACCUCAAUCCCUCGCAACCUCUCUCAGCCUCGUGGUUCAACGACUUCAAACCAGGCAUGGACUCCAGCAGCCGUGACGAGUUGGCGGCCAAGACGCCCCCACUCAAGCGUAGGAGGACCGAUGAAGACUCCUUGCGGCGUUCGGGGUCGCCCGAAGGCGACGACGGGUCAAGUCGCCAACAUCCCAUAACCCGCCGGAGGAGCUCCACGGACCAUGAAGUGGCCAACGGCAACGAAUAUGCUUCUUCGCGCCAUCGGCCCUCGCGAUCGCCAUCACCCUCCCGCUCUCGCUCACGACGCCGCCCAAGAUCACGAUCCAGCUCCAGCUCUCGGACGCGCUCAGAAUCCGCACCUCAGUCACGCACCAGAUCCCACUCCCGCCGCCGCUCCCCCUCCCCCAGCACCUCGGACCGCACCCGCUCCGAAUCAUACUCCCCGAGGCCGAGACAGGCGCCCACGCCGCCGCAAGAACCUCUCCGACCAGAUUACCGGCCCAAGCUCGUCCUACACGGCCAUACGCAGCCCGUCUCCCAAGUGCGGAUAUCGCCCAAUGGCCGCUUCAUCGCCUCGGCGUCCGCUGACGCGACACUCAAAAUUUGGGAUGCCGCGACCGGCGCACACAUGGACACUCUAGUCGGGCACAUGGCUGGUGUCAGCUGCCUCGCUUGGACCCCCGACAGCAACACUCUAGCUAGUGGCUCCGACGACAAGGCCAUUCGGCUAUGGGAUCGCGUAACCGGCCGGCCCAAAACGACAACCCGCAAGUCAAGGGCAGGCCAAGAAAUCGCCGCUUUGCGGGGCCACCACAACUACAUACACUGCUUGGCGUUUUCACCGAAAGGGAACAUUCUUGCCAGCGGAUCUUAUGACGAGGCAGUCUUCCUGUGGGACGUGCGGGCCGGGCGGCUUAUGAGGAGUUUGCCGGCUCAUAGCGAUCCUGUGAGCGGCAUCGACUUUUGCCGCGACGGAACGCUGGUCGUGAGUUGUUCGACGGAUGGCUUGAUCCGAGUCUGGGACACUUCCACCGGCCAGUGCCUGCGGACCCUCGUCCAUGAAGACAACCCCGCCGUGACGAACGUCUGCUUCUCCCCGAAUGGCCGCUUCGUCCUGGCCUUCAAUCUGGACAAUUGCAUACGCCUCUGGGACUACGUGGCCGGUACUGUCAAGAAGACGUACCAAGGGCAUCGUAACGAGAAAUUUGCCAUCGGCGGCUGCUUCGCCGUGCUUGACGGUGAGCCGUUUAUAGCGUCGGCAAGCGAGGAUGGCGAUAUUGUCCUAUGGGACGUCAAGACUAAGGAUAUCCUACAACGCGUGCCGGGGCACAAGGGAACUUGCUUCUGGGUCGACGUGCACGGCGAAACGAUGGCGAGCUCAGGGCAGGACAAUACCGUGCGGGUGUAUCGCCACAAAGGGAGCAGUAACGGAACGAACGGCAUGGUGGGUGCAACUGAAGGAGGACCUGAGGGGCUGCUUGACGAGUUGCCCAUACGGCAGGAAGACGUCAAGGUCGGGAACGUCUGAACAGUGAUGACUCUGAUGAUGACGACAAUCGACAGAAUAAUAAGAAUGAUCUUUAUCA